This is a messenger RNA of Nerophis ophidion (straightnose pipefish), 3310 nucleotides long. Its product is annotated as bile salt export pump-like. The coding region runs from base 19 to 3123 and encodes 1034 amino acids. Gene Ontology annotation, molecular function: ATP hydrolysis activity; ABC-type transporter activity; ATP binding. Gene Ontology annotation, biological process: transmembrane transport. Gene Ontology annotation, cellular component: membrane. The record is from RefSeq and is a predicted model, not a curated record. Lineage: Eukaryota; Metazoa; Chordata; Actinopteri; Syngnathiformes; Syngnathidae. The transcript is spliced from 20 exons.
ACUUAUUUCCGCAAAGUAAUGCAAAUGGAGAUGGGAUGGUUUGACUGCAACUCGGUUGGCGAACUGAACACCAGAUUAUCUGAUGAUAUCAACAAGCUCAAUCACGCCAUCGCCGACCAAGUGUCUAUCUUCAUUGAGAGGAUCUCCACAUUUGUGUUUGGCUUCAUGGUGGGCUUCAUCGGCGGCUGGAAGCUGACAUUGGUUGUCAUUGCCGUGAGCCCCCUGAUUGGAGUAGCUGCUGGACUGAUGGCGAUGGCUGUGGCAAAGCUAACAGGACGAGAGCUGAAGGCCUAUGCCAAGGCGGGAGCAGUGGCAGACGAAGUGUUGUCAGCCAUCAGAACAGUGGCAGCCUUUGGUGGCGAGGAGAAGGAGACUGAAAGGUACGACCAAAACCUUGUGGAAGCUCAGAACUGGGGAGUCAAAAAAGGUGCCAUCAUCGGAGUCUUCCAAGGAUAUCUGUGGUGCAUCAUUUUCUUGUGUUACGCUUUGGCUUUUUGGUACGGAUCAAAGCUGGUUAUCGACACCCAGGAGCUCUCACCUGGGACUCUUAUUCAGGUGUUUUUUGGCGUACUUAUAGCAGCCAUGAAUCUGGGCCAGGCCUCACCUUGCUUAGAGGCCUUUGCUUCAGGCCGGGCAGCUGCAAAGACCAUCUUUGAAACUAUCGACAGGGAACCCCAAAUCAACUGUUUUUCAGAUGAUGGCCAUAUAUUAGACAGAGUGAAAGGUGAUAUCGAGUUCCAUAACGUCUCAUUCUACUACCCAUCUCGACCUGAGGUCCAGAUUUUAAAUGAUCUAAGCAUGCAGGUGAAGGCAAGUGAAACCACUGCUUUUGUUGGUGCGAGCGGCUCAGGAAAAAGCACGGCAGUCCAACUCAUCCAAAGGUUUUAUGACCCAAAACACGGAAUGGUGACUUUGGAUGGUCAUGACAUCCGAAGCUUAAACAUGAAGUGGCUUCGGUCUCUUAUUGGCAUAGUAGAACAAGAGCCGGUGCUGUUUGCAACAACAAUUGCAGAAAACAUCCGCUUCGGGAAACCUGGAGUGACCAUGGAGGAAAUAAUCCAGGCAACCAAGGAGGCUAAUGCCUAUAAUUUUAUAAUGGAUCUUCCACAGAAAUUUGACACUCUGGUGGGCGAAGGUGGCGGUCAGAUGAGUGGUGGACAGAAGCAGAGGAUUGCUAUUGCUCGAGCGCUGGUCCGCAACCCCAAGAUCCUGCUCCUGGAUAUGGCCACAUCGGCCUUGGAUAACGAAAGUGAAGCUGUUGUGCAGAUGGCUUUGGACAAGGUGCGUGUGGGCAGGACCACAAUUUCCAUAGCCCACCGACUUUCGACGAUCAGGAAAGCUGAUGUGAUCAUUGGAUUUGAACGUGGCCAAGCUGUGGAGAAAGGAACCCACAGCCAGCUCCUGGAAAAGAAAGGAGUCUACUUUACUCUGGUCACCCUGCAGAACCAAGGUGUAUCAAACACAGCCCCAGUGACCGUCAGCGGCAAUACGGAGGAAAACUUUGACUUAAAAGCAAGGCACUUCAGCCAAAGCAGCAGAGGCUCCAACAAAAGGAGCUCGAUUCGACUGCGAUCUCAGAGCAACUUGUCCAAUGAUUACGGCCCUGACACCGUGUCCAACAGUCUCAGGAUCUUGUCUGACCAGAUCAUGCCAGACAGUGCAGACUUUGAGGAAGAUGAAGACGAACAUCUGGAGACGGCCCCAGUUGCACGGAUUCUCAAGUACAACAAGUCUGAGUGGCCCUACAUGCUGCUGGGCUCUCUGGGAGCUGCAGUCAACGGCUCUGUUAACCCUAUCUAUGCUGUCUUGUUCAGCCAAAUUCUCGGGACCUUUGCCCUCGGCGACGCGAGGGAGCAGAGGGAGCAGAUCGAUGGGAUAUGCCUUCUUUUUUGCAUCGUGGCAGUGACCAGUUUCUUCUCGCAGUUUUUACAGGGAUUUGCUUUUGCAAAGUCCGGAGAGCUGCUGACGCGGCGCUUAAGGAAAUUAGGCUUCCAGGCCAUGCUGAGACAAGAGAUUGGCUGGUUUGAUGACCCCCGAAACAGCCCUGGAGCUCUGACCACUAGACUGGCCACUGAUGCCUCCAUGGUCCAGGGGGCCACAGGAUCUCAGAUCGGCAUGAUCGUCAACUCCCUGACCAACAUCGGAGCCUCUUUUAUCAUCGCCCUCUACUUCAGUUGGAAGCUGACUUUGGUCAUUAUGUGCUUCUUGCCUCUCAUCGGGCUGUCUGGACUCUUCCAAGCCAAAAUGUUGACAGGUUUCGCAAGUGAAGACAAGAAAGCCAUGGAGGCUGCAGGCCAGGUGUCCGGUGAAGCUCUCGCCAACAUCAGAACCAUUGCCGGCUUGGCCAAAGAGAGCUCCUUUGUGGAUUCUUACGAGCACAAACUUGAGUCUCCUUAUCAAUCUGCCAAGAAGAAAGCCAACAUCUACGGCCUCUUUUUUGGUUUGUCCCAGUGCGUCAUCUUCAUGGCCUACGCCGCUUCUUUCCGAUAUGGAGGCUACCUGGUUAGCUCUGAGGGGCUGCCAUACGUGAUCGUUUUCAGGGUGAUAUCAGCUGUGGUCAUCAGUGGGACGGCGCUGGGAAGAGCUUCAUCUUUCACUCCAGAUUACGCCAAAGCCAAGACCGCCGCUGCUCAGUUCUUCAAACUUUUGGAUCGGACACCCAAAAUCAGCAUAAGCUGCACAGAUGGAGAGAAAUGGGAGGACUUCAAGGGUGAGAUCCAGUUUGCCAACUGCACGUUCAGCUACCCGACACGUGCGGACGUGUGCGUGCUGAAGGGUCUGCAGGUCUCGGUCCAGCCCGGCCAGACCUUGGCCUUUGUGGGCAGCAGCGGCUGUGGGAAAAGCACCAGUGUUCAACUGCUGGAGAGGUUCUACGACCCGGAUGAAGGGCGAGUGGUGCGUGCAUUCUUGCCAAUGUUUAUGUGGGCAAGUGAGCCACGCCAGCGUUCUUCUGCUUUGUUUGCAGCUGAUCGAUGGCCGAGGGUCUGGCUCCGUCAACGUGGCCUUCCUGAGAUCUCAGAUGGGCUUGGUGUCCCAGGAGCCCGUCUUGUUCGACUGCAGCAUCGCACACAACAUUCAGUACGGGGACAACAGGCGUCACGUCGGCAUGGAGGAGACGGUUGAGGCGGCCAAGAAAGCUUACCUUCAUGACUUUGUGAUGACCCUGCCGGACAAAUAUGAGACCCAGGUGGGUGCACAAGGCUCCCAGCUGUCCAGAGGACAAAAACAGCGUAUCGCCAUCGCCAGGGCCAUCAUUAGGAACCCCAAGAUCCUGCUUCUUGAUGAAGCCACUUCUGCUCUGGAUACAGAG